UAACUUUCUUGCUUGGAAAAACUAAGACGGUCUUAAAUUAUUAUAAAGUGUUCAAAUAAUUUAUUUAACAAUGAUUUGUAAAUUUGUUUUGUUAAGCGCCAUUGUUUUGGUUAAUUGUGUUUAUUCUAAUGCAUUUGCUUUCGGACGUGGGUGUGGAAAAAAUGAAGUAUUUUCAUCCUGUGGAUCACCAAGUCCAAAAACUUGUGACAAUUACCGAGAAGAGCAUGUCUCCCCAAUGAUGUGUAUGCCACUUUGUGAAUGUGUUAAUGAUAUGGUUCGUAAUAAAUUAGGCGAAUGUGUACCAACAUCGGAAUGCGAUAAAGAGAAUCGUGAAAAACGAGAUGUACCAAACUGUGGAAAGACACCAAAAUCAGAAAAACGCUACGAAGAAACCAGACCAAGGAUAAGCACCAAGCUCCUACAGAGUUUAUCAGGAUAGUAAUAGAACAUCUAUUGAAUCCCCAUAAUGCGUUGAAUAUGUAAAAUAUAGUCUUUUCCAUUUUAAACCCUUUCGGAAUACUUUAAAACUAUGUAAAUCAUAAUUAAUUUAAU
Chrysoperla carnea is the source of this 552-nucleotide messenger RNA. RefSeq names its product venom serine protease inhibitor-like. The transcript has 3 exons. Bases 71 to 439 code for a protein of 122 amino acids. The record is from RefSeq and is a predicted model, not a curated record. Lineage: Eukaryota; Metazoa; Arthropoda; Insecta; Neuroptera; Chrysopidae.